Molecule: messenger RNA, 3188 nt
Organism: Oldenlandia corymbosa var. corymbosa
Lineage: Eukaryota; Viridiplantae; Streptophyta; Magnoliopsida; Gentianales; Rubiaceae
Source: the annotation of a GenBank genome assembly
AUGGCAGCUGAUCAGAGGAAAAGACGUCUUAAUUCCAGCACUUUUGUUGGUUGCUCUUUUCGGGAGCAGAGAGAGCAAUUCCAUUCUAAAAGGAAGAAAUCAGGACCUCCAAGGGAUGAUUUAAAUGUGAGAUAUAAUAUAUCUCUGGAGUGGGAUGACAAGAACAAGAGUGUGGUUGCCAAGAAGGAACAGAUUGGUAUAUUGCGGCGGGACUUGGUUCCCUUUGUUGAUGCUGGUUCUCACAGCUAUGAAAGCUUGGCUGACAUUAUUACUGUUCCUAAUGAAACAUUUGAAUUGAAAGACUUUGCAGGUGUUCUUUCAUACGAGGUAUGGUGUUCUCAUAUUUCUGACGCGGAGAGAAAUCUAUUAACUCAAUAUCUGCCUGGAGGAGUUGAGCCAGAUGAAGCUGUAAAGGAACUCCUUUCUGGAGAUAAUUUUCACUUUGGAAAUCCAUUUCUCAAAUGGGGUUCUUCACUGUGCUCUGGUAAGCUCCAUCCCGAUGACAUUCUUAUGCAGGAGCAACAAAUCAAGGCUAAUAGGAAUACUUACUUCUCCGAGUUACAUAAAUAUCACAAUGAUAUGAUUGAGAGUUUACAGAGGUGGAAGGACACGUUUGAUAAAUGCAAGGAUUCUGAUGAGGAAAUUCUGCACAAUAUCUGCAAGUCUAGAAAGCAGAUUGAAGUGAGAAUGCACUUGCAUAGUACUGUGACUCAUGAUCCUGUGGAUGAUGGUGUUGCCACACCAGACUCCUCUUCUUGGGCCACUUCUGAGAGGGCAUGUAGUAACUACAAUAAUGUUCAUAUUUCUGGGGAUUCUCAGGGAAGGAAGGUCUUCUCAGACAGCAAUGUUAACAACUUGUCUGAUAGUUCAAAGGUGGCAGUGAUGUCCAAGAAAGGAGAGAAGGUGCAGAAGCGCAAUAUUCAGCUUGGUGAUGGUGCUAAAUAUAUGUCUUAUAUCAAGGUUAGCAAAGAACAACAUCGACGGAUCAAGAGAACAAUGAAGCAUACUAGCAAUAGCAUUCAACAUAGAUCUUUGAACAAUGUUUUAGGUAAUCUUGAUACUCUUCAUGUACAGCCAUUUGAAGUAUUCGAGGAAGAAGAGAGGCAGAAGUUGCACGAUUAUUGGUUUCAAUUGGCAAAUAAAGAUGUUCCGGCUGGCUUUGCUAAUUGGACGGAAAGGAAGUCACAAGUGAAAAAGUUGGUGAAGUCUGUGUGUCAAGAAUUGGAAGAAACACUGAAAGUCCAAAUUGAGGAUGGUGAGAAUGACAGCACUAUUAAUUUAUCAUCAGCGAAGCUGAUAGAUAGCGUAGAACCAUCAUUGUCACCCAUUUCAAGUGCUCAAGAGGUUGACACGUUGGAUAUCACCAAUAAUGAGCUUGAGGUUCAACUGGCUAAUGAAGUUGGAUAUGAAGUAAUGGCUGCGUCUGUAGAGACUGGAGAAGAGAAGACAGCUGAAGACAUACAUGACGGGCGAACAUCAUAUCAUGGGGCUGAUAGCUUGGAAAGGGAUGUUGGAUCUGAGUCAUCUGAUACAUGCUCUGCUGAAGAAGAUUAUGAUGCGGAAAAAGUGGAAUUAAUUAAUUGUGGACUUCAUUCUGACAUGUCUGUGGAACCUCGUGAUAACAUCAUAACUGCAAAAGCAGUUGAUCCUGCCCUAAUUUUGUCAGACUACUCGGGUAAUACGAACCACAUGGACAUGGAUAUCCCUGCUUCAGUUACUCAAGGGAAUCGCUGUGAUUCUUCUGAUGAGGUUUGGUCUGCGGUAGGUGUGCCUGGAUCAUUCUACCAUCCGCACCCUGCCGGUUUAGGUCAUCAGUAUAGCUCGUCAGGCGAUUUUUCACUUGAUCAAACGCAGGCGAUGAGCGGAGGACAAGUGGGUCAGGGACAAGGUACUAGGAGGGAGCUCUUGGAUGGACAACUUGAUGAUUUGUCUGUAUAUGGUUCCUUCACAAAUAAUCAGCAACAAGGUGCUCUGCAGGAAAAGAAUGAUGGGAAGAAGCAGCAGCUGCAUCAUAGGCAGCCUGAAAAUUCAUCGUUUUUCGGUGGUUUUCCAUCUCAGGAUCGGAGUGAAUCACUCGAGUCUUUGUUCAAGGUGCAUGGUGGUGGAUUACCUUAUCAUCCUCAAGAGCAGAAAAGAAUGGGGUUGGAGUUUCAUGAACCAGACAAUCUAAUGUUGGAGAAUGGACAUUUAAUUCUGUCUGAUUUCAAGGAUCAGGUUGAUCUCCCACUUCCACCUGAGAUGAGGCAGAAAAGGGUGAAUGAUAUGUAUGGGGAAAAUAACAUUCAGAAUUGUGAGUAUCAUCCUAGCGAUGGAAGGUACUCCAUUACGAAGCAGCAGCUGCCUCCUCCUGUUGACGUGGGGGAGAAUUGGGGUGUAGGGUCAGUUCGCGGGCUCGUAGUACCUUCUGAAUCUCACUUGAAUGAUGGAGGUGGCCUGCUGAGCCACCAGAGUUGGUAUACAGGAGAGAAUCGAGGCAGGGUUGGUGGGUGGUCUGGUAUGGAAAGUGGUGGUGGUUUUAGUAGAAGUAGUAGUGUUGGGUAUCAAAAUAACUUGGACCAGAGUUUGUUUAGUGUUUUGUCAGAGUGUAGUGGAAUGCGCUGUGUCAUGACUGGGCCGGUACCAGCCGCUUCCACCCCUAACCCUAGCUCUCUCCCAUAUGGAUCAAUGGGGAAUGCAACAGAACGUGUCUUGCAGACUUCUGAGGUGUACACUGGUGGUGGCGCGACACUGAUGAGCAGUGGGGAUAACAUUCUACAACACUCGUCAAUUGAUCAUUCACCGCUUGUUUACUUGAGCCGUCAUGAAGUUAGCGUCGGGGUUGUUGCAGGGAGGAGGAAUAAUAACAACUUGGAUUGGGUGAGUGUGGCUCAUCAUCAGAAUUCUGGAUAUCUAAGGUCGUGGAAUCAGUAAUGGUAGUAGUAAGCAACGAAAAGGGGAAGGAAAACACUCCAGUUUUGUUUUGGUUUGUUUUUUUUUUUAACCUUUUCUUUUUUGCUUUAUUAUUAUUUUUUGGGGGGUGGGACUUUGUACAUAGAAGAGAAGGGAAGGCACUCUAAAUGGAAGAAUGUAUAUGAUCUUAGAGGUAGGUGAUUUGGGGGGAACUUUUGGUGCUCCUGAAAAAUUGUUUUAGUUUUGAUAUUUUCAGUAUAAUAAUUUUUAUGGUGAGAUUUAAGUUUUCAAUGGUACUA